This is a messenger RNA of Rubroshorea leprosula, 1313 nucleotides long. Lineage: Eukaryota; Viridiplantae; Streptophyta; Magnoliopsida; Malvales; Dipterocarpaceae. The record is from the annotation of a GenBank genome assembly.
UUCCCCCUUUUCAUUUUGUCCUCCUAUUCUCAGAUUCCCACAUCCAUCUCUGCCAUCUCUGCCAUCUCUCUUAACCCUUUAUCAACUCCCUGCUUUCUUCUAUUUUAUUUUUUAUUUUUUAUUUAUUCUUAUCGAAAUCAGUCAAUAAUUUUCCUAGUUCUAGAAAAAUUAGAAAUCCAUCAAUCAUCAUGUGCUGGUACUCAAUCAUGUUCUGAAAAUUCCUUGCAAACAAGUAGAAACUGCAGAGAUUAUAGUCAAUUGAAGCUAAAGAUUAGGAGGGUGGUAGAUAUUUUAUCAAAAAGAUGGGAUCUUUCAAGGGUCAUGCUGUACCAGGAUCACUGUUUCUUGCGGUUGGUUUGUGGCAUAUAUGGAGCGCUAUGUUUCGAUAUGUUUCCAAUCCCAAGUCCUUUCGGGUCCAGGUGUGGAACCCAGUUCCUGGUUUUCAUGGGAAGCUCAAGUAUUUGGAGCUUUAUGUUGUUGCCAUUGGUGCUCUUAUUGACAUGUGUAUUGAGCUUCUGUAUUCAACCCACCUCAAGUUUUUUGUCAAUGGUGAAUUGAAUCCGUCCCACUUCAAUGAUUUUGAACAUUCAGGGAUGCUUCUCAUGUUCUUUCUUUUUGGUGUCAUCGCAAUUCUCUCAGAGAAAACAAGUUUUGUUCCCUUACCACACGAAGCCCUUUGCCUGAUUGCUGCCGCAGCAUUCUGUGCAGAGUACCUGCUGUUCUACUUUCACUCAACAACUCAUAAAGGCCUUGAAGGGUACUACCAUCUCCUUCUUGUCCUCCUUAUUGGACUUUGCAUCUUAAGUGCUGUAGGAGGAGCUCUCUUCCCAACCAGCUUCCCAGUUGAUUUGUGUUGCGGAAUUGCCAUAACUCUCCAAGGUCUCUGGUUUUAUCAGACUGCUUUCACACUUUAUGGUCCCAUGAUGCCAUACGGUUGUCAACUUAAGGGAAACUCAAUUAUAUGCCAUUCAGCUGACAAUGAGAUUCGAGGGGAGUUGCUUGCUAACUUUCAGCUCUUUGCUCUGACCCUCGGUGUUCUUGUUGCUGUUGUGGGAUCAUAUGUUUUUGCAGCCUCAAGAUAUGAGAAUUCUGAUCUUAGUAGCAUGCAUGUAGCUCGGGAUGGGUUGAGUCGCGAUUAACAUUGUGGUAUGCAGGGUAUCUAUUUACAUUUAUUCAGCCCUCCUAAGGAGGCAUUUUUUUUCAUCUGUAAUGGAUGUAACUUAUUAGCAGCUAACAUUUCCAACAUCAUAUCACCAAAGACAUCAGGAAAUUUUGAAGUUGACGGUAAAAUAAAAUAAUCAGGAAAUUUUUGU